AUGACCGCGCCAGCAGCACAGCGCAAGGUCUGGGUGCGGCGGCCAGGCGCGUCGGCCACGCUUGUCAGCUUUAGCGAGACCGAUGUUGUCGACGACGUUCGCGAGAUGCUUCUGCGAAAGUACGGCAACUCGCUCGGCCGUGUCUACGACGCUCCCGACGUCACCCUGCGACUCAGUCCCCGUGAGGCCCACCAGGGCGAGCGGACACUCGGCCCAGACGAGCUCAUGACCCGCACCCUCGACGUCUACUACCCCGGCGGCCAGACCAUCGACGAGGCCCUCGUCAUCGAUGUGCCUAUCCGUCGUCCCACCCCCAACGCCUCGCCGCGCGGCGGCCCGCCGCAUGCCUACCACCUGGCCUCUGUCCAUCGUGAACACGCCGCCGCGCACCGCGACCGCGACCUCCGUGGCGGCGACUACUCCUCCCACUCCCCCAUAGCUCCCGACUACUUUGGUCCGGGUGUCGUCCCCGACUACUACAACCACGGCGCGCUGACAGCCGAGUCCGAAUACCCCACUGCCUCGCUGGCGCACGAGUCGACCAUGGCGGGGGUGGGCGCUGGCAGUGGCAGCGGUGGCAGCGGCGGUGCAGGGGCUCGUUCCGCCGGCUCGCAACAUCUUUACCCACCCUCGCCCGGACACCUACAUCCGACACACAAAGGCUCUCUUCUUCGCUCACCGCCUGGCGGUGCCGGUUCUGGCGUCUCGGCGGCAUCGUUACAAGACGGCGGCGGCAGUGGAGGAGCUGGUGGCAGUGGUGGUGGAAGCGGAGGCAGUGCUGGAAACAGUCCGUUGAACCACCCGCAUUCCAUCACCAUCCUUGCCACCGGCCAGGCGCCUACGAUCCCCAGCCUGCCGUCCCCAGGCGGUUCCUCACGGCGGUCGCAUAAGGAGCGGCCCAAGAUUCACCGGCAAUUUUCGUCCGUGCCCGACGACGGCUCGGGGAUCGGCCGCGAAGGCUCUUCGCCCCAGACCAACGGCGCCAGCAACAGCGGCGUGUCGGCACAGAAGGGGUUGACCGCCAGUGGCCUGAAAAUUCCCAUUGCGGCUCCGUUGCCGGGGAAAAGCGGCAGUGGCCGGGGCAGCAUUGCCGAUAGUUUGCACCAAAAAGCCAAGGGCGGCGCUGGCGAUGGUGGUGCCGGUGGCAGCAGUAGCGGUGGUGGCAGUGCCGAGAAGGAUGGCGGCGGCGGCGGCGGUGGUGGUGGUAAGAACGGCGUCUUACUUAAUGGCUCGGUCAACGGUGGCAGCAAUAAUGCCGGCGCAGCUCGGGCGGUCGCCUCGCCCCCACGGCCCAUGUCGCCCAUGCGCGGCAAACGGGCCAAGAAAUCGGCGCGCCCCCUCAACAAUGGCAAUAGCAUUGUCAAUGACAGCAACAAGACUGCGAACGACGACAGCCAGAACACGGUCCAGCUCGGUCCGCUGACCGUGCCGCCCAUCAAUGUCCUGAUUGUCGAGGACAACAUUAUCAACCUCAAGCUGCUCGAGGCCUUUGUCAAGCGCCUCAAGGUGCGCUGGCAGACAGCCAUGAACGGCCGCGACGCCGUUGCCAAGUGGCGUACCGGCGGCUUCCAUUUGGUGCUCAUGGACAUCCAGCUGCCGCUCAUGUCCGGACUCGACGCAACGCGCGAGAUCCGGCGCCUCGAACGUGUCAACUCCAUUGGCGUCUUUGCGUCGACACCGAGCGACUCGAUCGGUGUCGGCCGCGACCCGCAGUCCGACAAGCUGGCCAACUUGGCGCUCUUCAAGAGCCCGGUCAUUAUCGUGGCCCUUACGGCGAGCUCACUGCAGAGCGACCGGAACGACGCCUUGGCCGCUGGUUGCAACGAUUUUUUAACAAAGCCCGUCAACUUCGUCUGGCUGGAGAAAAAGAUUAUGGAAUGGGGCUGCAUGCAGGCUCUAAUCGACUUUGACGGCUGGCGCAAGUGGAAAGAACAGAAGCUGCCUACACAAGGGUCUUCACAACCCGCUCAUUCUGUUGGCAACCACAACGGCGGCAGCGGCAGCGGCGGUGGCAGUGGCGCUAGUAAUGGGAAUGGACGCGACAACACCGCGUCCUCCGACGCGACACCCUCCAAGAAAUCCAAGCGGUUCUCGGGCCACGUCAAGCGCCCGUCCAUGUCCUCGCUUACCAAGGGCGAAAGCUCCGAGACGACCAACACCGUCUCCUCGGCCGAGUCGCCCGGUCCAGGACACACGCGCACCAACAGCGGCAGCGUGGCCGCCGGGUCGGCAGGACGGUCGCCGCUGUCCAAGCCGUCCAUCUCUGAGCGGCUGGCAGCAGCGUCGGCGGCUGUCGAGAUGGACAAUGCUGCCAGGGAGCAGGACGCGUCCGAGGAGAAAGAAAAGGAGAAGAAGUAA
Messenger RNA from Sporothrix schenckii 1099-18, 2358 nucleotides. RefSeq lists its product as uncharacterized. Gene Ontology annotation, cellular component: Mcs4 RR-MAPKKK complex. NCBI's taxonomy places the organism in Eukaryota, Fungi, Ascomycota, Sordariomycetes, Ophiostomatales, Ophiostomataceae. Gene Ontology annotation, molecular function: protein kinase activator activity; phosphorelay response regulator activity. The coding region runs from base 1 to 2358 and encodes 785 amino acids. The transcript is spliced from 2 exons. Gene Ontology annotation, biological process: osmosensory signaling via phosphorelay pathway. The record is from RefSeq and is a predicted model, not a curated record.